UAAUGUGUUUUAAAGACAUCUUGCAAAAGGGGGGCCUCGGUCAAAUGUUAAUGCCAUUUGGGGGGCCUUGCCCUGGAAAAGUUUGGGAACCCCUGGACCAGGCCACAGUGGUCCUACAUGGGGUUUGUGUGCGCAUCCCAAAAUUUGGGCUGUCUACAGAAAACCCAUGUUGGUCCAUUUUAGGAUUUGUAUGUUUUGGCACUUGCCCACACUACCUACAACUGUAACAGCUUUCUAUCCACAAACUUUUUCACCAUGUAGCAUACAUCCUUGAGCCUUUCCACUCAAAUGAAAUGAAAUAGGGGGUGAUUAUUACUCUAUUUUGCUUCCUAGUGAAAGAACAGUCCUCUUUUUUUUUCUUUUUUUUCAAAUGCAAACUCCUAGAUAUUUGUCAUAGUCUCCGCAAUGGGAAGCACUUGACUAGUUAAUAGAUAAUACCUAGACCGAUCAAUACGUGAACAAUUAAUGAAUUUAGAACAUUGUUAUAUUCAUUUCCGCCGACAGAGGGAGCUGUUAGUCCUCAAUUUCAUUCAUAGAGCACAGUUAACUGAGUCAGUGCUGUGUGAUUAGAGCAAAUCAGUCGUGUUUCAGGUUUAGAUGGAUAACAGCUCGACUCUGCUGCUUUGUUGAUCCUUGAUUUUGGCAUCAUGGCUUCAGGAUCUGCAGAGGCCCCCGCAGCCCCUGAGUCAUCAGAUGCAUCGGAGGAGUGCCCAGGAAAAAAGAAAUCCAGGUUCCAGACUUUUAAGAACUUUUUUGCGAAGAAGAAGAGGAAGGAGGCUGCAGGUCCAGUGCCGGAGAGCGAAGUCCAGUUGAAGUCCAGUCAGUCCAUCGAAGAUGUUAACGCUGCUGAGCCAACUUCCAUCCACACUGACAAAGACAGUGACUCCAGUUCCACUAUCAACGUGGGAAGCAAGGCCUUGUCACAGGACAGUGUCUUCACCUCUGAUCCACCCUCUCCUGAGACAAUUGAAGCUCUUCAAACCUCACACGACAGCAUUCACAACAAAGUGAAAUCCCUACAGAUGCAGCUGAAGCAGGCGAUCCGACUUGGCUCUCCUCCAGCUGUUAUCUCUGUGAAGAAGAGUGAGGAUGGAGAGGUGGUUUCGGAGGAUGACGGUCUGCCAUGCAGUCCGCCGGAGUACUCCACAAUCCACACCGUGCUCACAACUUCCUCUCAGAGGUCAUCAGGUGUGGUCCAGAGGAGUGGCUCCCUUAGCCUGGAGGGAUCAGACAGCGAUGAUGACCAGAUGUCUGGGGCUUCAUCGAGACCAGUAACCCCACUUGCAUCCAUUCCUGUGGACUUCAGUGAGCCAGCCAGCUCCCUCUCCUGCCUGGACUGUUCUGCUGCCCACCAUCGCAUUGCUGUCAAAUCCAGAGCCUGUGCUAAAAGGAAGCCUGCCAGUAGGGAGCUGUUACAAACCAAGAGAAGAGACCUGAGAGAAAGAAUACUGCUUCGAGACACAGAGGACAAACUGAGAGCUGCAAGAACAAGCACAGAAGAGGAGGAGAAUAAAGAUAAUGUUUCAAAAGAUGACGAGGAGAUCAGCGAAGUCCAGGAAGACUCUGUAAUAAGCCCAUCAGUAUUAGCACAGAAUGAGGAGGAGCUGCCGGCAUCUUCUCAAAGUCAAAGAUCAUCUACGAUUUCCAACUCCGCUGAGGCUUCUGAGGAUGACGAAUGCGUCCCUGACAAGGAUCACAUCGCCAUGUCUGGGAUCCUAGAAUCCUCCUGGGAGAAUACAGUAACACUGAAGCUCCAGACUGAUGACUUCCUGCUGGAUGAAGGAUGCGAGGUUGUCUCAGAAGAGCAGGGUUCACUGCUAGAGGAAGUGCUGAGUUCCCUGAAGGGCCCUCUUGUGUCAGGCCUGGUGCUGGAGUCCGAGGCUACAGUUGAACAGAUGGAGGUUGAAGACACAGCUGAGGAAGAUGUGCUAGAUAACCCGGAUGUGGACGACACGACAGAACACCCUGACUCUACAGAUCCAUGUUCAGUCCUGGAUGACCAAUUGCCUUUUGAAAACACUCUUUCUGAAUCAGUUACACUUCUACAAGAGGUAGAGAAUGUUUUACAGGAAGAAAAGGUGCCAGAGAGGCAAGAGUUUGCUGAGGAUGUCCCAUUUGAAGAAGAUCUGCAAUUGCAUGAGGGUAGUAUUGAGAGAGAGGAGUAUGAGGUUGAGGAAGACCAAGACUACAGGAAGGACUUGAAGGAGGAAGUAGCUGAAGACGGUGAGAAAAUGGACUGUGCUGGGGAGGAAGUAGUCAUGGAACAAGAGGAUGAGGACACAAAAAUGGAGGAAAAUAUGGAUAAGGAAGAGAAGCAUGAGAGUGAGGAAGAUGCAGAAAAGGAAGCUGAUCAAGAGGAACAGAUGCUGGUUGAAGACAAUAAAGAGGACGAUGAUGGUGAAGAACUAAAUGAAGAAGAAAUAGAAGAAGAAGAAAAUGAGACCAAAGAUCAGUCAUGUCCAUUAGACGAUGAAGAACAAGAGACCGAGUCGAAUACAAGCAUUAAAAUUGAAAGCUUCCAUGAGACCGACCGAAGUGCCUCAGUGUCAACAGAGGUUGUGACCCAGCCUGAGGAUCUUUUAGCACAGGAGUGUACUGAGCAACCUCCCUUUAUGGUCAUGACCUCUCUUGAGCUCAGUUUUCCCAAGAAAACCUCAAACCAGCCCAAGGAGACAGAAUAUGGUCCUGAAAUUUUACAGGAGGACGCCAAUGAGCAGCACGAACUUCUGGAAGCAUGUGAAGAUCAGUCCACAGAAAGUCUGCAGAUUGAUGAUGAAUCUUCAGAGCUGCGUCAAGAGGAGGUGCUGUCUGAGAGUCACCAGUCAAGCUCAUCUGAAAGUGAGGCUGCUAAAGAGUCAAUUCAGGAGGUCUCACCAUCUGCAACAGAUGAUCCUGUAUUCAACAAGUCCCCGAGCAGAGAUCAGUCUUCUGAUUCCAUGAGAGCUGAGCCAUCUGCCAGCCAAGUGGAGACUCCGAGUCUGCCAUCAUCCCCUCUCCAGAGAGAGAUAUGCCAAGCUGACGAGGACACAACCCCAGAGAACCCGUUUGGAGUACGGCUGAGAAAGACGCCAGUUCUGCACCGCUACGCUUCUGAAGGAGAAAGUCCACCUCCCAACACGGAGCCCAUGGAGACACAGAAAUCACCGUUCUUAGAGCAACUUUCCAGGAAACCUGCUUUACCCAAGAAGCCUGAUCAGGUGGCUGAUGGUGUUGUGAAGCCCAAAAGGACCUCAGAUGUGGCUGGUAAAGCGUCAGUGGAAAGCUCAGAGUCUCCAAGCUGGAUCUCUUUGGCCAGACAGAAGCAGAAAGUCUUCAAAGAGAACUCCCUGGACGAAUCACCUGAGAGCAAGGUCGCUACCCAGGAUGAAUGCAACAAGAAGGGUUUAAUGGACGAUCCGUCAGGUCCAAUUACCAAGGAGCAGCUAAAACCUGUUGCUUCACCAGUUAAAGUGUCAUGUUCUUUGGAAAUAUCCAAACCAGUACUGGUGGAAAAGGAGAAGAGGACCAUCAGCCACCCAGUUCCAGCUCCUCUAACCCAGGAUGAGCCUCCAUGGCUGGCCCUGGCCAAGAAGAAAGCCAAAGCCUGGAGCGAGAUGCCACAGAUUGUGCAGUAAAGACCAAGAAAACACCAGGCUCAGAGCUUCUUUCCAGGACAUUUUUGCACACACAGAAAUGAACUUAUCCAGUAACUGAGAUGUCUCUAUCUUUCUCAUCUUUCGCUUUGCACACACACACAAAAAAAAAAAAAAACCCACACACAGAUCUACACAGACUUCUAAGCAAUAUAAUUGGAAUUGGUUUCCCCCGUUUGAACAUCUUUGUACCUAAAGGUAAGAAAACACUAGUUUUAAUUGUUAACACGGAUAAAGUGGCCUUAAAGCUUAAAUUAAACAUUUUUCCAGAGGCUUGUCUGAAUUUGUUUUCAUGUUCUUUUUAAUCAAUGAUACAUCACGAUACCUUUUCUCCCUUGAUCAGUUUUUGAGGUAAUUGUCUAUGGGGGGGGGGAAACAACAACAUAAAGACAUCUUUGUAUUUAUUUAUCUCAUUCAUGUAAUGUUUUAUGCAGUGUUGUUCUAUUUUUGUAUUUCCUUUAAAGUUGUGUUUACUGUACAUAAACAUUAAUAAAAAGAAAACUGUC
Molecule: messenger RNA, 4138 nt
Organism: Ictalurus punctatus (channel catfish)
Lineage: Eukaryota; Metazoa; Chordata; Actinopteri; Siluriformes; Ictaluridae
Product: DUF4592 domain-containing protein
Exons: 13
Coding region: 648-3614 (988 amino acids)
Source: RefSeq, a predicted model, not a curated record